This is a messenger RNA of Rhizophagus irregularis DAOM 181602=DAOM 197198, 1819 nucleotides long. RefSeq lists its product as uncharacterized. Gene Ontology annotation, molecular function: iron ion binding; oxidoreductase activity, acting on paired donors, with incorporation or reduction of molecular oxygen; heme binding. The record is from RefSeq and is a predicted model, not a curated record. Lineage: Eukaryota; Fungi; Glomeromycota; Glomeromycetes; Glomerales; Glomeraceae.
ACUCAUUUCAAUCAAAGUUUUGUUAUUUUACAUUCUUUUAACGAACAUUUUUAAGAUGUCAUUUAUUGAUAUAAUAAAAUUUUUGUUUUGGAACAUAAUAGGAUAUGCAUUAGCUAUCUUCACGUUUUAUUUAGCAUUCUAUUAUUUUAAAUAUUUUUCUAGAUACAGGCCGUUGCCAGGACCUUUUCCUCUCCCAUUUGUGGGCAAUCGUUUACAGUAUAGAGGACAUCCAGCAACAUGGGCAAAGCGUCUUCAUGAGGAAUAUGGAGAUAUUUGUGAAAUAUACAUGGGUGGCGAACGACAUAUAUGGAUAUCCAGAGCUGAUUUAGUAGAAAAGAUAUUUAGACCCUCAUUAAAUAAUAAUUAUUUAAUAAGAAUAACACACAGAGAAGGAUUAGAUGAAAUUGAUGUUACUACGAAAGGAAUUACGUUCAAUAGAAGUUUAGAUAGUUGGACGUUUAAUAGAAAGUUCUUUAAUCAGGCAAUUAGUUCGUUGAGUUUUAUGAAACAAAAUGUUAUUUGGACACAAAACUUAUUCGAAGAGAUGGAAGAUUAUUGGCGGGAAUUAAAAUUUCAGACAGAGAACACAAGUGGCAAAGAAUUUACACUUAAUAUAUCAGAAUGGAUGAUAAGAUUUACAACAGAUGUUAUUUUCACUUUGACAACGAAUAAAAGAGCUUAUUCAUUUGCUAAUUAUUUUAAUCAAUUGUCUAAUACAAAAACAAAACAACAUUCAGAAAUUGAAAUGGUUGAAUCAGAAAAUCUUAUUAAAAAUAUUCGUUCAUGGCUUCAUGCUUUGCAAUUUUUUAUGGAUACACCUUCAUUAUGGAGAAAAUAUAUUCCUAGUUUUAAAAAAAGAUCUGAAUAUUUAAAAAGUGAGGUUGAUCGAUUGAAUAAUACUUUUAUGGAAUUGGUUAAACAGAGAAGAAAAGAAAUUGAAAUGACACCGGAAGAUGAGCAAUUGAUACCUGAUAUGUUGUCAAUGUUGUUAACUGUAAAUACACCAAGAGAUGUUACAGCUAAACUUGCAGAUGAACACCAUACAAGACCCCUGUCUGAUGAAGAAGUCCGUGGAAAUAUCUUAGAAGUUAUUAGUGCUGGAGUUGAUACUACAGCAAAUACAUUUUGCUUUAUUGUAUAUCAUCUUGGCCAUUAUCCUGAUGUCAAGGAAAAAAUGCUUCAAGAAUUCAAUUCUGUCUUCAGAGAUGAUUUAAGUCGUCCAAUCGAACAUGAAGAUUUGAAUAAAUUAGUUUAUUGUGACGCUAUCAUUAAAGAAGUUUCUCGGCUUAUGUCAAUUGUGCCAGUGAUAUUUAGGAUGUCAAUAAAGGCAGAUGAGAUAGUAAAAUAUAGUUUUCCAGCAGGAACGCAAAUUAAUGUUAACACGCAUGUAAUUCAUACACACCCGUCACAUUGGAAGGAUCCUGAAAAAUUCGAUCCUUCACGAUUUCUGAAUCAAGGCGUUCCAGGUGGUAACAAAAUAGCAAAGAACUCUCUGCUGAUUUUUGGCGGAGGACUAAGGAUGUGUCCGGGUAAGAAUUUAGCUAUGACCGAAUUGAAAGCUUUGAUGGUUUUGUUGUAUAGGAAAUAUGAUGUGGAACUGGUAAAUAUUAAUGAACCUGUUAAAUAUCAUUAUUCCAUUGUUAAAUCUUGUGAUGAUUUAAUGAUUAGAAUAAAAGACAGGAAAGAAAAGCAAUAAAAAUAAUGAUGAAUAAUUGAAUAUUAUUAUUAUACAACAAACAAAUAUGCUUGAAUUUGUAUCUUCUUUAUUUCCUCAAAUAUUGUAACUAUAUUUAAUUAUAACUAUAUUUAAUUAUUAAAG